AUGGCCCAUGGACAUGGACAUGGACGUGAACAUGGUCACAGUAAAAUGGAACUUCCAGAUAAUAAACAAUGGAAGACAGAAAGGACACCAUUAGAAACUGUGCAGGAGAGGCUGGCUGCACAAGGGCUAAGGGACCCAUGGGGCUGCAAUGAAGCUUGGAGACACAUUGGUGGCUUUGCAAACAACGUUUCCUUUAUUGGUGCAUUAUUGAAAGGAUUCAAGUGGGGAUUUGCUGCACUUGUGGUAGCUGUAGGGGCUGAAUGUUACCUGGAGUCCCAGAAUAAAGGUAAGAAGCAUCACUGAAGAUAAUAUCUGGAAGUAUCUUAAUGGCUUCUUAACUCUCUUAAAAAUAAGAUUUCUUCACUG
This is a messenger RNA of Pteronotus mesoamericanus, 366 nucleotides long. Its product is annotated as NADH dehydrogenase [ubiquinone] 1 beta subcomplex subunit 3-like. The record is from RefSeq and is a predicted model, not a curated record. The coding region runs from base 1 to 303 and encodes 100 amino acids. NCBI's taxonomy places the organism in Eukaryota, Metazoa, Chordata, Mammalia, Chiroptera, Mormoopidae. Gene Ontology annotation, cellular component: mitochondrion. The transcript has a single exon. Gene Ontology annotation, biological process: electron transport chain; mitochondrial respiratory chain complex I assembly.